AUGGACUACGAGCCGCUUCUCGACAGCCUAUUGAGAGAUGUCGAGAAAGAAUGGGCACAUAUCGUUGGCGUAGGGGUGGAUGGCAGCACUCCUGAAACGCCGUUUCCAUUGCAGUUCUCGGACGAAGAAAUUCAGCAGCAGGAGCAGGAUGCCGAGUUAUGGGCCCAAGGGGUUGAACUCAUGGAUGCAUUUGUUGGCGACACUGGAUGUUUUAAACAUUGGGAUGUUAGAGCGCUUGAGGCAUUGAUUCUCGACCUCGACCACCUGCAUUUUCCAGCUCCUUUAGUCCUCCCUGAUGAUGACCUUGCUCUGGACCCUGACCAUCCCCCUCAGAGCUUCCAGGAGUGGCUGGACGAUGGGGAUCGGAACAAGAUCACACCGUCUAGGAAAACGGUGUACGUGGUCGCACCGCCUCGCAUUGGUGACGGCCUUGCUUUCUUACGCGACUGGGCCCAUCCAAAAAAAGGGCGUGCCUAUCCGAAUGCCCUCCCUGCCCAGCCAACAGAUAUCCUUGACUACGUGGCUGCGUUCUAUCGCGGCUUACCCGUCAAGCUUCUAACAAGUAACAUCCAGUUUCUUCCAUGGGAUAGUGACAAGGCAUCAUCGAAGACGGCACCAAAGUAUGUUGGUCUGGCGGUCUCCGAUGAAUGUAUUCGCAUUCGCACGCGUGCUUGUCCGGACAAAGUCUACGCUCAUCAGUUGAAUCUAGAUGAUCUGCUCGAUGCGGCCAUCAGCAUGCUGCCAGAAGAUGCCUACGCUCUCUGCAUGCUUGUCGAUCACGACCUCUACGAGGACGAUGAUGAUGUCUUCGUCUGUGGACGCGCCUACGGCGGAAGUCGCGUCGCGGUUGUCUCCAGCGCCCGCUAUCAUCCGGGCCUAGACAAGGUCCAUUCCGUUGAGCGUGACCAUGCAUGGCCAGCAUCCCAUUGUCAAGAGUACAUCAACGGCUGCUGCAACGCGGCUCCGGUUGCCAAGCGGCAGAGGACCACCCCGUCGAGGACACCUACGCCGUCUGAACGGCUAAAGGUUUCGGUAGCUGCAGCAUCGGCUGUGCCAGAUAUAGAUUCAUCUUUGGAUCUCCUCUCCGCGCUCUGGCUCUCCAGGAUGUGUCGUACUGUCAGUCAUGAGCUGGGCCAUUGCUUUGGUAUAGACCACUGCGUGUAUUAUGCGUGUUCGAUGCAGGGCAGUGCCUCGCUGGCAGAGGAUGCGCGUCAACCGCCUUAUUUGUGUCCGGUUGAUCUGGCCAAGGUCCUUUACGCGACUGGCACCACCGCUGCUGAGAGGAAUCGCGCGUUGGUUGAGUACUGCAAUCGUGCUGGAAAUAGAGGGUCGCAGCUUUUUGCAGCACUUGCUGCAUGGUGUUUGUCUUGA
Aspergillus terreus NIH2624 is the source of this 1371-nucleotide messenger RNA. RefSeq lists its product as uncharacterized. Lineage: Eukaryota; Fungi; Ascomycota; Eurotiomycetes; Eurotiales; Aspergillaceae. The transcript is spliced from 3 exons. The record is from RefSeq and is a predicted model, not a curated record. Bases 1 to 1371 code for a protein of 456 amino acids. Gene Ontology annotation, biological process: proteolysis. Gene Ontology annotation, molecular function: metallopeptidase activity.